AAAAAGUACGACGAGUGAACAUCGAACGUUCAGAUUCACUUUCAACGUCAACAAGUGAAACACGCGAAUUAUUUCACCACACAUUUGUUUCAAUUUUUUUUUCAAUUUUAGUUUGCUAAAAUCCAGAAAGAAGUGCAAUUAUCCGUGAACAAAAGUUUCAAAAAAAAUCAAGCAAAAUGGAUCUGGGGCUAACAUUCACAAAAUAUGUGGUCUUCUUUUUUAACUUUUUAUUUGCCAUAAUUGGCAUUGCAAUGAUCACAGUCGGUGCGAUUGUGCGCACAAAAAUUGUUGACUAUCAUGAUUUCAUUGAUUACGAUCUAACACCAUAUCCCAUUUUGUUGAUUGUGGCUGGGUGUGUUGUGUUUCUUAUUGCAUUUUUGGGCUGUUGCGGCGCCUGUAAAGAAAGCACAUGUAUGAUUUUCCUGUACUCAAUCAUCGUGAUUUUGAUUGUUGCAUUUGAAGUCGGUAUUAUUGUAGCUGCGUAUGUAAAGCGAAACGAUGUAGAGAAUAUUGUUGACAAAAAACUUAAUUACACAUUGCAUAAAGUCAAUGAAAUCGAUACUUUCGCUGCUUCCUGGCAUUUGCUACAAACUGAGUUGAAAUGCUGUGGUAUCAAAGGACCAGAAGAUUGGGAUGGCAUUUUGCCAGGACAAAAUUCGCUUCCAGCUUCGUGUUGCCUGAGAGAAAAAGGCGCUCAAUGCAGUAAGGGUGAUGCAUCGGUGCAAAAAGAUGGCUGCAAAGCCAAAUUCCUUGAUUAUUUGAAAUCCAACUUGGUCACAGUCGCUGGCGUUGGCAUUGGAGUAGCAGUAAUACAGGUAUGUAUUAUGUGUACGGACGAAAAAUAUGUUUGUUCAAUACAUGAGUCAUUUGUUUUUGUAAAGAGAACCAACUGAAAUCGUCGUUUUGUUUUGAAACUCUUUCGCCAUUCAUUCGUCAUUAAAAUUUCAUUUUUUUUUUCAUAGUUAUUCGCCAUUGUGUUCUCCUGUUGCUUGUAUUCGGCUUACCGAAGAGAUGUUCACUAUUAAACAAACAGAAGCUGAAACACAUCAUUCACCAUACCAGGAUCUCAAAUUAUGACCAAUUGGAAAUUUUUUUCAAGAUCACUGGUUUCUGUUAAAUUACACAAUCAAUUAUUUACACAAUAAAAUAAAAUAUUUGAAAAAUA
This is a messenger RNA of Sitodiplosis mosellana (orange wheat blossom midge), 1165 nucleotides long. Its product is annotated as 23 kDa integral membrane protein-like. Lineage: Eukaryota; Metazoa; Arthropoda; Insecta; Diptera; Cecidomyiidae. The coding region runs from base 177 to 893 and encodes 238 amino acids. The transcript is spliced from 6 exons. The record is from RefSeq and is a predicted model, not a curated record. Gene Ontology annotation, cellular component: membrane.